GCAAUGGGGAACGGGACCCUGCCCCAGCCGAGAGGGAUGGCCGAGCCCGCGGGACACCAGGCGACCGCAAUUUAAUGUUCCAGUAGGAUGUUGGUGUGAUGUCUGUGCUGACAGUAAUGAAAACCAGUUCUUUACUAAUUGCAAAAUCUGCCAGUAUCUUGCAUUUCUCUGGCAUUUUCCACUUUGAAUAGCACAUGCUCACACAGACCUUUCUGAGCUGCUAGAAACACUUGGAUGACUGGAAUUCAAGAUAUUUGGUUUGUGCUCUUACUCUGAGGUAGAGGAAAUAAGCACAAGAAAUUUCUCUAGUUCAGUUAAAGGAUCUGUCAUACUGAACUCUGAAGAACUGGGAAGCCUCUUCUGUGUAGAAUUGAAAUAGACAUUUGACAGUUGUCUUGAAUACGAAUUAAGGCAAAAAUGUCUGUCAUAGAUCCCUAUCAACACAUUGUGGUGGAACACCAGUAUUCACACGUAUUCACUGUGACAGUAAGGAAAGCCACAAAUGUCACAAAAGGAGCAAUUGGUGACAUGCUUGAUACUCCAGAUCCCUAUGUGGAGCUGUUCAUCCCAUCCGCUCCUGAUUGCAGGAAGAGAACAAAACAUUUCAAUAACGAUGUGAAUCCUGUGUGGAAUGAGACCUUUGAGUUCAUUUUGGACCCCAACCAAGAGAAUGUUCUUGAGGUUACUUUGAUGGAUGCCAAUUAUGUUAUGGAUGAGACUCUUGGCACAUCCACAUUUCCUAUAUCUUCUCUGAAACUGGGAGAGAAGAAGGAGGUCCAGUUAACUUUCAAUGAUGUCACUGAAAUUACUUUGGAAUUGUCUCUUGAAGUAUGCUCUUCAACUGAUCUCCGGUUCAGCAUGGCUUUAUGUGAUGAGGAGAAGAAAUUUCGGCAACAGCGAAAAGAUAAUAUCAUGCACAGUAUGAAAUCAUUUCUGGGAGAGGAAAACAGUAAGAACUUGACCACUUCCCGUGAUGUACCAGUGAUAGCGAUAUUGGGUUCAGGAGGUGGAUUUCGUGCCAUGGUAGGGUUUGCUGGAGUCAUGAAAGCACUUUAUGAAUCAGGAAUUUUAGACUGUGCGACUUACAUUGCUGGUCUCUCAGGAUCCACGUGGUACAUGUCAACUUUGUAUUCACACCCAGAUUUUCCAGAAAAAGGACCGAAAGAGAUUAAUCAAGAAUUGAUGAACUCUGUGAGUCACAACCCACUUCUGCUGCUCACUCCUCAGAAAGUCAAACGCUACAUUGAAGCACUGUGGAAUAAGAAAAGCUCAGGGCAGCCUGUCACCUUCACAGACAUCUUUGGAAUGCUAAUAGGUGAAACACUUAUCCAUAAUAGAAUGGACACCACUUUGAGCAACAUGAAAGAGAAAAUCAAUAAUGCACAAUGUGCUCUCCCACUCUUUACCUGUCUCCAUGUCAAACCAGAUGUCUCAGAGCUUAUGUUUGCAGACUGGGUGGAAUUUAGUCCAUAUGAGAUUGGUAUGGCAAAGUAUGGAACUUUUAUGUCUCCUGAUUUGUUUGGAAGCAAAUUUUUUAUGGGGACAGUGGUGAAGAAGUAUAGUGAAAAUCCCUUGCAUUUCUUGAUGGGCGUCUGGGGCAGUGCAUUUUCUAUAUUAUUUAACAGAGUGCUUGGCGUCUCCAAUUCUCAAAAUAAAGGUCCCACCAUGGAAGAAGAAUUAGAGAAUAUUAGGCUAAAGCACCUUGUAAGCAAUGACAGUUCAGACAGUGAAGAUGAAUCACAGCAUCCAAAAGGCACUGAAAAUGCUGAGGCAAAUCAAGAAUAUCAGAACAGCAGCCAAGAAAGCUGGGUGCAGCGAAUGCUGAUGGCUUUGGUGGGUGAUAGUGCCCUUUUCAACACCAGGGAAGGGCGUGCUGGGAAAGUGCACAACUUCAUGCUGGGAUUGAACCUCAACAGCUGUUACCCGCUCUCUCCUCUGGCAGACCUUCUUACUCAGGAGUCGGUAGAGGAUGAUGAACUAGAUGCAGCUGUUGCAGAUCCUGAUGAGUUUGAGAGGAUAUACGAGCCACUAGAUGUGAAGAGCAAAAAGAUUCAUAUAGUGGACAGUGGGCUUACAUUUAACCUGCCGUACCCACUUAUCUUAAGACCUCAAAGAGGCGUUGAUCUCAUCAUCUCUUUUGAUUUUUCAGCAAGGCCAAGUGAUUCCAGUCCUCCUUUCAAAGAAAUUUUGCUUGCUGAAAAAUGGGCCAAAAUGAACAAGCUUCCUUUCCCCAAAAUAGACCCAAAUGUAUUUGAUCGAGAGGGCAUGAAGGAAUGCUAUGUUUUCAAACCAAAGGAUACCUCUUCAGAGAAAGACUGUCCAACUAUAAUUCAUUUUGUUUUGGCCAACAUCAACUUCCGGAAGUACAAAGCUCCAGGUGUUCCAAGAGAAACACAGGAAGAGAAGGAUUUUGCAGACUUUGACAUUUUUGAUGAUCCGAAUACACCAUUCUCUACCUUCAACUUCCAGUAUUCCAAUGAGGCUUUCAAGAGGCUUCAUGAUCUAAUGGAGUUCAACACCCUCAAUAACAUAGAUGUGAUCAAGCAAGCUAUGAUGGAAAGCAUUGAAUACAGGAAAGAGAAUCCAUCUCGCUGCUCCGUGUCUCUUAGCAGUGUUGAAGCAAGGAGAUUCUUUAAUAAGAACAAUCUUAACAGCAACCAUACGUAGACGAUGUGUCUUACGUCCCACUCCUUCAAGAAACUGGUUCUAUCUCUAUUACUGGAGUCAAAAAGACAUGAUCAGAGCAUCACUGCUCUUGCACAGGGCUGUGCAAAACUCCUGAAAACUUUUUCUCGUGAAUUUUCAAAUUUCAAUAUAAUUUUGUACUUCCUUUUUUUUAAACUAAAAACAUUGAAAACAUUUCAGUAUGCUGAUAUCCUUAUUUUAAAAACUAUGGAAUUAGUAUAUUUUUGCUAUGGUUGUUGGGUUCAGUGUCUUUUCUUUUCCCUACAAAAUUGUAAACACUGGCUUUCUCGUAGUGGGGGAAUUGUCUGAUUUUUAAUUGAUGUAAACUGGGCAUAUCUUGAAAUGUAAGAUGGAAUUAGAAACACAAUAGAAUAAAACUUUAGUAACAGAGACAAUGUAUACCUGGGCUUGGGCCCAGAUUCCACUCUGCUUUGUAUCAAUGAGAAGAUUUUCUCUGACUUUGGUUUGAAAAGUCAAUAAUUGCUAACUUCUGCUAGGCAACAGCAGCUCCCUAUUAUAUAAAGUCGCUUGGCUGCUUACAAGCUCUGCUAAGGUUGAUUUCUUGUACUGGAAAGGGUUUUGCUCAGUAAUAACCAAUGGCUCUAUUGGCCGUACCAAAACUCCAUCAUCAAGCGGUGUUUCAAAUUUCACUUUUCUUGCAUGAGUGGUGUCUCUUAAAAAAGAAACAACCCACUUUUUAUGAAAAAUGGGUAUCAAAGAAGGGGUUUAUACAUCUUUGAUAUUAUAAGUAGGAUCCUCAGCUGGUUAUUAAUACUAGUGGAGCUUUUGUAACUGAUGCUAAGAAGGAUCUGCUCUUCAAUCUUUUAAUCUCAAAUAUUUUUACAAAAAUUGAAGCCCACUUUACUACUGCUGUUCAAGAAUGUAUGUAUCCACUCAGCAAAAAAUCCAACCUCUUAUAUUUUCUUUUUCUCUUUUGUUCCACAAAAUUACAUUUCUUGAAUUCUUGAGCUAGUAGCACCUCUGUGUUAAAUUAUUGUUAGUUCAUGUAUUUCUGACCAAAAUGUUUAUAGAUAAAUUAAAAGCAAUUUUGCAUUUGAUCAUGGUUAAAAGCAUCACAUUUCUGCAAAGGGACAGUGGCAAUGUUUACUGGGGAUAGAUAAAAAGUUCCUAGGUAAGAAUGUGAAGUAGUUCAUGUGUUAAGGGCUAUUUUUAAAAAAUAUAUUUUUAGUACAUUGCAUAAUGAAAGACUGCAUAGACAUAGAUUAUUUUAGUACCAUCUCAACAAGUGUUAACUCUGCAAAUGCAUAGAAAAAUGGAGUCGCACCUCUGAAAACUUACAGCCUCCUUUGAAAUAAUGUAAUUGGCAAGGGUGUAACAUGGGAAAGAGCAAAAGGAACUGACGAGGUCACUGAUGGCCUUGCACUGUGUGCAAGAUCUAGGAGUCACACACGUUUUCGGGCUGUUUGGCUGGCUUGUUUCAUUUUUUU
Molecule: messenger RNA, 4133 nt
Organism: Aquila chrysaetos chrysaetos
Lineage: Eukaryota; Metazoa; Chordata; Aves; Accipitriformes; Accipitridae
Gene: PLA2G4A
Product: phospholipase A2 group IVA
Exons: 20
Coding region: 418-2667 (749 amino acids)
Biological process (GO): glycerophospholipid catabolic process
Cellular component (GO): endoplasmic reticulum; nucleus; cytosol
Molecular function (GO): calcium-dependent phospholipid binding; calcium ion binding
Source: RefSeq, a predicted model, not a curated record